UGGUGACAUAUGACAUUUUAGAGCCAAUAAGAUCUUGCCUUGAAAUAAAAAUUAGGGUUGGCUUAAACAAUUUAAAUACUUGCAUUUGUUAAAUUUACAUUGAUCCAAAAUGGCGAUGGCAUUCCGCAAUAUGCUGAGAACUGCAGCAAGAAGGAUGCAAGUCCGAGGCUAUGCUGAUGCGCCGCGGGGAGAUGAAAUGGCUUUAACGUUUGCUGCUGGUAAUAAGGUGUUCUAUGACAAGCAAGUAGUCAAACAGAUUGAUGUGCCAUCCUUCAGUGGUUCUUUUGGUAUUCUACCCAAGCAUGUACCCACCCUAGCUGUGUUGAGACCCGGUGUGGUCACAGUUGUCGAAAACGACGGCAAGCAGACUAAAAUAUUUGUAUCGUCUGGUACGAUCACCGUCAAUGAUGACUCCUCAGUACAAGUCCUGGCCGAGGAGGCUCAUCCAUUGGAGAGUUUGGACCGUAGCGCCGCACAGGAGGCCCUCAGCAAAGCCCAGUCUGAACUUAACUCUGCUGCUAAUGAAAAGGCAAAGGCUGAAGCUCAAAUUGCAGUAGAGGUGGCGGAGGAGGUUGUGAAAGCUGCCAGCGCAUAGUCACCAGUCACCAGUCAGUGUUAGUGCUAAACUAUUUAAUGUUAAACCAUAAAUAAACGACAAGUUCCAUAGUC
Molecule: messenger RNA, 669 nt
Organism: Papilio polytes (common Mormon)
Lineage: Eukaryota; Metazoa; Arthropoda; Insecta; Lepidoptera; Papilionidae
Gene: ATPsyndelta
Product: ATP synthase subunit delta, mitochondrial
Exons: 6
Coding region: 110-595 (161 amino acids)
Biological process (GO): proton motive force-driven ATP synthesis
Molecular function (GO): proton-transporting ATP synthase activity, rotational mechanism
Source: RefSeq, a predicted model, not a curated record